CAAUGUGACACUUAAUCCCUAACAAUAUAAUGUAUAUUGUGAUUGUUUUAAGUCCUAUUUUUUGAGUUUUUUUGGUGAAGUACAGACUUUAGUUACGGCAUUAUGGCCGAUAAUCUUGGGUCCGAUUUCAAUAAUUCCCAACGUGAGGAUUUUGCUAUUAAACAGGAGGAUUUUAACAUAAUGUCUGAUCUUGGUGUUAUAGAUGAAAUAGAACAGCUUUUAGGAGACCAUGAAUUCCUCUCUAAGCUUGAAGACAUCCCAAUAGAUUUUACCGCAAAUGAACCCUAUCUGGAUACCCUCUCUCCAAAUGAUAGCGGUUAUGAUGGGAGUGACUCUUCUAGAUUUACAAAUUCCACUGUGCUUUCUGAAUUGCCUACAUGCAUUUCUUCGAAUUUGGAUGCUACUGCAUUAAAUCGUUCAGAACUUGUCUCUCCUCCAUAUGUAGCUGCUAAAGUAGAAAGCCCUUCUCGAACUGUUCUUAUUUCAUCUGCUCCAUUAACAACUCAAAGCACUGGGGUUGGGUAUAGUACUUUACCAGUGGUUCAAAAAAAUCAGCAUAUUCUUGUCCAGCAUCCGGCACAAAGAGUUACUGGAAUCAAUAAGAAGAAACAAAGUAGAUCAUCUGGUUCUAAAAACCAACAGCUGUUAGUACAAAAUAUUGGACAUUUGCAUGAUCAACUAGCUCCUGUGGUAUUACAGGCGAAACUCAUAACUACCGAUAACGCAUUACCCACACAAACUGUCAUGUAUACCUCUACAAAUCCAACUUCGUCUUUACAUACCCUUUUGAGUGGCCCACAAAUUUUAACCACUACUAGAAUUCCUGUUAUGCUUGAAUCUGAUAGUAAGGUUGCUAUUAAUAGAAUGCCCCAAGUAAAAGAACCAAAAGUCAAAGAAGUAAAACGAAGUGCUCAUAAUGCUAUUGAGCGAAAAUAUCGUACUAGUAUUAACGACAAAAUUAUUGAACUUAAAAAUAUUGUUGUUGGAGAAGAUGCUAAGCUAAACAAAUCGGCAAUUUUGCGUAAAACAAUCGAAUAUAUUAGGUUUUUACAAAACUCCAAUACUAGGUUGAAAGAGGAGAAUAUGGCACUUAAAAUGUCAGCAACGUCAAAUAGUUUAAAGGGCUUAUUAACCAAUAAUAUAAAUUAUGGACCAGAAGAUACUCCUCCUCAUUCAGAUGUAUCGUCUGAACAUUCUUUGCCAUCUAGCCCUGAGUAUCCUAUGAAUGUUAGGGAAGAUAGCGAUGAUGAAGUUCCCAUUUCAAAAGGAAUGCUAGACCACUCUAGACUGACUUUGUGCAUGUUUAUGUUUGUCAUGAUAGCAUUUAACCCAUUUGGUUUCGCCCUUGAUAAAAUUUCUUCUGCCGAUAGCAACAGUAUUCCAGGAGGAAGAACUAUUCUUGCAUGGAGUGAGCAGCAAACUGUAUCUUUCUCGCCUUCGGCGAUAUUGUUGUGGUUUCUUAAUAUAUUUAUUCUUAGUUUUUGUCUUAUCAAAAUGUUUGUAUAUGGUGACCCAAUAAUUCCUCAGAAAUCAUCAGAAGCGCAAAAGUUUUGGAUACAUAGAAAGCAGGCCGACGUUUACUUGUCUGAGGGAGAUAAAACUAAUGCAAAACAAGAAUUGUUAAGAGCUUUACAAAUAUAUAAUAUAGCACUGCCGACAAGCCGUUUAGAACUAUGUCUUUGUUUUACUUGGCAGUCUUUAAGACAGCUAAUGCAUAGAUUAUGGAUAGGAAGAUACUUAUCCAGGCAUACUGGUGGAUUUUUUAUUGAUGGGGUUACAAGGUUUGAUUGUCAGUCUUCUUGCAAAGAAUUGGCAUUACUAUACAAUGAUUUGCACAAAAUUCAACUUAUGCAAGGACCUGAAGAAACAUGUCACCUCUUUGGACUCACUACUUCUCUAAAUGCACUUAAUUUAGCUGAGGCAGCCAAGGGACGUAUUAAACCAGUAGAUAUGAUUGACAUUUAUAUCGGAGUAACAUUGAGAAUCAAAGCCAGUUUGCCAGGAAUUUUUAAUAUUAUAACUAAAUAUUAUUUAGGUCUAGCCAAAUUGGCAUCAACAAAUUCAUGUGAUCCAAUACCAUUAAGAUUAAAAUGGGUAUUUACACCAUACGGCUAUAAGUUUAUGACUAGCUUUAAAUUUUCUGAACAGUACUCAAAAAUAAGAAAUCUGCCAUUUACUAAGCUCGGAAAUAAUGUGGAUCCUCUCAUACAACUAAUGAAGAUUUAUCAUGAACAUUUAUUAUCAAAGGCUUUAUCAAUAUUAGUUGCACCUGGACAAAAGAGCGAACUAAAUCAGGAUAAGAAAACUGAUCUUACUGAUGCUUUGACUUACAUUGACUUACUAAAUGAUAAUACUAUGGUAGAUGCUGUUACUGUUUUUAAAAUUAAGGAGCCCUGUUAUCGAGACUAUUUAGCUGAAUGGUGGGGUACUUUUAUAGCAAUUGCCGGAUGUUGGCUACUUAAACAAGAAGAAAAAGCAGAAAAGCUAUACAAGAAACUUGAAAAUAUACCUGAAGUACUAAUGACAUCAAAAGACCCAUUACCCAAAGCGAUCGUUGCUGCUUAUGAAGCAAGAAGAAAUUAUUUAAACAUGGACGCACAUACUUCUGUUAAAAAGUUACAAAAGCAAUGUGAUACCGCUAGUCAAUUUCUAUCUGAUAGUUUGACACUUACAAGUUGCAAAACACAGGAUAAUUUAAUAUUGAUGUCACAACUUUUAGUUUGUGAUUGGCUGCUUGAAACAAGAACGUCAUUAUGGGAGGAUGGCAUAGAUGAAGGAGCGAGGCCACCGGCCUCUAAUAAUAUAUUAACAGCUUUCAAUAAAGACUUGGUUUCUCUUAGGACCCUUGCUGAACAUUUACCAUUUGCAUUAUCAAGAGUGUUUCUUUAUGAAGCAACUCUCAGGUUAAUGGCUGGUGCUGCACCAGGUAGAACUCAGCAGCUUUUAGAUAGAAGCCUUCGUCAUAGAUAUGCUAAAUCAUCUAUUAUCUGUGGAAAAGGGCAUAAUCAAGUAAUGGGGAGCGAUCGACAACAUGCUGCUGCUCUUUAUAUGGCCUGUAAACACCUACCAGGUCAACUUUUAUCAUCCCCGGGCGAAAGAGCGGGUAUGUUGGUCGAAGCAGCUAAAACUUUAGAAAGGAUUGGCGAUCAGAAAUAUUUACAAGUUUGUUACAAACUUAUGAAAACCCUGGGAACCAAUGCGGUUAUUAAUAAUUAAAAAUUAAGAAUUGCAUAUUAAAAAUGUUGAAAAACGCUUGGUGAAAUGCAGUUGAUCAUUUUGAUUUCUUUAUUAUAUGUUUAUACGAGACGAGGCCAUUUUUUAAUAUGAAUAAAAAUGCAAAAUAUGAUUAUUUAUGCUUAUUCUUAAGUUUAUAUUUUAAGCCUAGGACAUAAGUUAUGGAACUUGUAAGAACUCGAUAAUCGAUUUUAUGUUAUAUUUAAGGAUAAUGUUUGUUAUAUAUUGUUUUUAUGAAAUUGCUUUUUAGCUACA
This is a messenger RNA of Anthonomus grandis grandis, 3489 nucleotides long. It is a transcript of the gene SREBP, whose product is annotated as sterol regulatory element-binding protein 1. The record is from RefSeq and is a predicted model, not a curated record. The transcript is spliced from 15 exons. Gene Ontology annotation, cellular component: nucleus. NCBI's taxonomy places the organism in Eukaryota, Metazoa, Arthropoda, Insecta, Coleoptera, Curculionidae. Bases 103 to 3216 code for a protein of 1037 amino acids. Gene Ontology annotation, biological process: regulation of transcription by RNA polymerase II. Gene Ontology annotation, molecular function: DNA-binding transcription factor activity, RNA polymerase II-specific; protein dimerization activity; RNA polymerase II cis-regulatory region sequence-specific DNA binding.